AUGAAGAUUGGUGUUGUUGGCUCGUGCUACGGCGAGUUGGACAGGGUUUAUGAAGCUGUCAGGAAACUCGCCAAACAGGGAAUCACCAUCGACCUAUUGAUCUGCUGUGGCGACUUCAUGUCCGUCCGCGAUGAGAAAGACAUGGAGCAUGUGGCAGCGCCAGCGCAUCAUAAAGAGGACCUGAAAGACUUUCCCAAGUAUUUCAGCGGCAGAAGUGAGGCUCCAGUGACCACUGUGUUCAUCGGAGGGAAGAAUGAAGCGUCAAACCUGCUUCGGGAACACUACUAUGGCGGCUGGGUUGCUCCUGGCAUUUAUUACAUGGGUGCUGCUGGCGUGCUGCGUGUUGGUUGUUUGCGCAUUGCAGGCAUCUCUGGAAGUUUUGCCUCAGGUGAUUACUUUCGAGGACGGCAUGAGUGUCCACCAUACACGGAGGAGUUCAAGCGGAGCGCCUUCCAUGCCCGGGAGUGGGAUGCUGCGCGCCUCGAGAAGUUGCAAGAGCCAGUGGAUGUGGUGAUCUCCUACGAUUGGCCACGAGGAAUCUGGAAGCACGGACCGUACCAGAAGAUCAUUGAGCAGCAGGACUUGGGAGAGAACCUCAAGCGAGAAAUGGAAGGUAAUACCUUGGGCAGUCCUGCGGCCAUGGAACUGAUGAAGAAGCUUCGGCCACCUUUUUGGUUUUCCGCCAGUUUGCAGGUGCGCUUUCCAGCCCUGGUGCCUCACGGUGAUGGCACUUUCACUCGCUUCUUGGCGCUGGAGCGCUGUAGAGGCGGCCGAGAAUUUUUGCAGGUCUUAGACAUCGAUCCCCGGACACCCUCGGCCAUGCGAAGUCUGCCAGCCCCAAAAUGGCAGCAGAAGCCUCCGGUGCCAGCUGUGGUGCCCUUGUGUUAUGAUGCCGAGUGGAUGGCCAUGCAAAAGGUCAACCAUGAGAACAUUUCCUUAAUUUGGCAUCCAGCGAAAUCCAGAGUCGUUGCCCCGGCGAAGGAGGAUCUCCUUUGGAUCCGGGAGCGCUUGAAGAAGAUCUGUGGCACCCAGCCGCGGCUGCCCGGUGGACGACAUCCCAACUUGACACCCACCAAGUUGCGGAAGAGCCGAGGGGCUGGGAGGCAAACCUUCCGGAACUUUUCCACGCUGCAGCUGAGAGAACUCUUUGAGAUUCGUGGCAUGGACUUCCCAGGGCAUUUGGACAAGGCCUCGCUGAUCCAACACCUGGAGGAUUUCGAUGCCUUGCACGGAGCUGAUGAGCAUCACAAGGACGCCGACGAAUCCUAUCCAAUAGCAACGGGUUUCAUCGCCAUGCCAGCCACACAGCGCGGCAAGAUACUUGAGAUACUGCAGUUGCCCGACAUUUGGAAGGUCCAAGAGGAGAACCGGCGGCAGCUGCUGCGCACGGCGCAGAUCGGUGCGGUGGACAUCGCCGGGAGCUCCGAAGUCUUCUCCAAAACAGAAGCUGCAUCCGAAGAUCCAGCGGCUGUAGGUGAGACAAAAGAUGACACCGCAGCUUCGGCUGAUCCAGGUGCUGUCACGGGCUGUUCGCCUUCGCCCAGCACACCCUCGGAAGAUGAUUUCACUGCUCCAGUGGCGCCAGUGGCGUCCAAGCAGGUCCCAGCUGGGAACAGCGAGCGAACCUCGCCGGAGCCGGAACCCGAGCCGCGGAAGCUGUUGACCGCGGGCAGCGAAGGAGAUGCAGCGGAGCUGAUGCUGGAAAUGGCGAUGGAGGAAGGAGAUCCACAAGAUCCACAAGAUGAUGAAGCACCAGAAGCAGAAGUGGAUGUGGAGCAUGGUGAUGUGGAUCCCUUGGAUCCCUUGGAUCCUUUGGAUCCAGAUCCCUUGGAUCCAGAGGUGAACGCCGAGGCGGAACACCUGGCCUUGGAGCAGGACCUGGAGACUUUGGAGGCGGAACUGGCCAUGGCCGAGCAACUGCUGAGAGACCCGCAGGAUCCGCAGGAUCCGCAGCUGCCAGCAGAUUCCGUAGCCUCGAUGCCAGUGGUAUCGGUCACUGAUUUGCCAGAGUCACCAGAGGCUGGCCAUGAUCCUGGCAGCGUGGAGGAAGCGGCACAGCUGCUGGUGCAAGCGGUGAUGGGACUCAGCGAUUUGGAGGUUGAGGCUGAAGACUUCGCAGAUAUUGAGACUGGGGAGCUGCAGGACAUCGAUGGCGGCGAAGUCCAAGUGGAUGAUGAGCUCUUUCAGCAGGAGGCAGCCGAGGAGGUUUCUGGAUUCGCAGCACUUGCCCUAGCAGUGGAGGAGGCUGAACGAGAAGAAGCAGAGGCAGCACCUCUCAAAGUGCCGCACCCCUCUCCAGACCCCGCAAGCGACGCCGCUUUUGACGCCGAAGCGAUGAUUUGCCGUGCGCAACUUCUCACUGGCACCCCGACGACCCAGGGCGCUACGGGAAAAAAAAAGUUGUGCCAAGGCCACGAUGAGAUGGCUGGCAGGGCCCGAGCCAUGUCAGCUUCGGCAUCGAGGCCUCACGCUGAAGAGGUCGAAAUGGGUGAAGCCUCCAGGCACCAGGACUCUGGGGCUGCGCGUUCAAGUUCUUCUUCGGCGCCGCUGAGACCAGGUCUUCGGGUACGACUCCAAGGUUUAGAAAGACGAGCGGAGUUGAACGGAAGCCAAGGGCAUCUUUCUGCCUUCAAUUCUCAGACCGGUCGCUGGGAGCUGACACUACAGGGCGGAAAAGGCAGCAUCCGCGUGCGGCCAGAGAAUGUUGUACCGUUGGAGAGCGCUGCACAUGUUGAGGCCGACAUUCCGGAGGAGUUCAGAUGUGUCAUCACGAGGGAGUUGAUGGAACGCCCAGUGAUCACCUCCGAUGGUCAUACAUAUGAGCGAUCCGCAAUCGCCAAAUGGUUGGAGGAGCACAACACCUCCCCGAAAACCGGGCGAGAGCUACCUGACAAGGUUUUGAAGCCGAACCAUGCUCUUCGAGCUCAGAUUAUGGCCUUCCGGGACCUAAUGGACGAAGAGGGUGGGACUGAGCCCGAUGAGCCCGGGCAUCAACGCAAAGCGUCCCAGACCAUCAGAGAAGAGUUCUUGAAAUCGCUGGAGGUCAAGGCAAAAGAUGUCAGUGAUUUCCUACAUCUUCCACAGCGCUAUGGCGAUGGCCGCGCCCAUCCCAAGUGGUUGGCGGCACGGAAGAAUCGCCUCACGGCCUCUCGCUUUGCCUGCGCCUGCGCUGCUCGUGGAGCGCGGAAGAAUCGAAAGGCGGCAGUGCUGGAGAUGCUUACAUUGCCCGAAGGCCGACCGAAGCAGGCCGAGAAGUUCGGGGUGAGAAACGAGGAGGUCGCCAUAAAAGCUUACGUGGCGUGGCGAAAAGAAGAAGCAGAGAAAGGUGAUCCAACCAGAGCACUGAACCUACAGAUCCAGGCCUUGGGCAUUUGCAUUUGGGCAGACCAACCCUGGUUGGCCGCUUCCCCCGAUGGGCUGUGUGUUUUAGACGGCAUGCCAGAAGGCCUCCUGGAAAUCAAGACUUCUCCAUCCUGGGACGAGCUGUUCGAGGGCGAAGUGCCUGUGGAUUGGACAUACCAGGUGAAUGGCUGCAUGAAAGUUGCUUCCGAAGCCUUAGGGCAGCCACUGCAGUGGUGUGAUUUGUUCCUUUGGACCCCAAGGCGACAGACAUGUCAGCGAGUGCUUUUCGAUGAAGACUUGUGGGAGAGAGCCAUGUUUCCCGAGCUUCGCCAUUUCUUCUUCGAGUUCUUCCUCCCAGAGGCGCUGGAGCGCGAGCGUCAACGGAGGCAGCGCCACGCCAAGCAGCAACGGAAGACCGAGUCGCGGGGCUUGCCACCGUUGCCACCCUGGGAGCCGGAGUCGCAGGCCAGAUAUGCUGCAGCAGCGGUGACGACAGAUGAGGACUGGCUUGGGGAGUCGGGACGUUGGAUUUUUAUUCACAAUGUGGAUUCCUACAUUGGUCGAGCUCUGGUGAAGGAGCUCAGAAGGGCAGAUGGGGGUCUCAAUCGCAUCUUCGGCACCUCCGCGGGCGAAGCGCCGGCCGCGGUGAAGCGGAUCGUGUGUCGGGAUGAUCCAAAGAAGGCGAAGAAGAUGGCGGAAACCAUGCAGUCAUGCAGACUUGUGGUCAUUAGCCUUUUCGACUGCACGUUGGAUGACCUGCACUUUGCCAUCAGUGCCCUAAAAGUGGACCCGAAGGCGAACCCACCCAAAGUGCUUGGAGAAUUGGAGAGCGAGUGCAUCUUCAUGGUGAUUUCUUCAGUCAUGGUGUGGUCAGCAACCAAGCCAGAGACACCUGGAGCUGCUAUCAAGGACAGCGACUACCUUCGUCGAGCUCCCAAAGUUGGCUCGAAAUUUGAGCAGUGGAAGGAGAUGGAGGAUCUGGUCUUCAGCUGCUUCAAUCGUGAAGCAUCACAGGUAAAAGCCUUCGUAGUGGCUGGAGGUCUCCUCUAUGGCGAGGGCGAGCAGAUCUUUGCAGAUCUCUUCAAGGACGCAUGGCGAGGGGUGCAGUCCCAUGCCAUCGUCAGCCCCGGCGUCAACAAGGUGCCGACAGUCCACGUUCGCGACAUGGCUCGACUUGUGCGGCAAGUCAGCCUUACUGCCGAGAGCAUCAACCCUUUGGAGACACCACCAUAUUUUCUUGCAGUGGAUCAGCCGCCCUCACAGCCACCGGUGUCCACUCAGAAAGACCUGGUUCAGGGCAUAGUGGAUGAGAUGGGAGAACACUAUCAGGUCCCACGUGUCUCGUACGAUGAGGCCAUGUCAGUGGCUGAGUUGCAGGAGGUGCGGGAAGCCUUGACGUUGGACCUGUGGAUGGAACCAUCUACCCUAGCCCUGAACGAGGACUUCUGUGCAAACUCCGACCCUCCGGGAUGGAUCUGCAAGAACGGCCUUUUGGCAAACCUGCGUAGCAUGGCCGACGAAUUCUGUGCGGGGAAAAAACUCCGAUGCAUGAGGAUCAUCAUCGCUGGGCCUCCAGCCUCGGGCAAAUCGAACUUGGCCAAGGCGGUGGCAGAGCACUUCAAGGUGCCAUAUUUGUCCUUUCCAGUACCAGCACAAAGCAGCGAUAUCGAGAAGAUGGCAACACAGAUCACCUCCAACGUGAUUCGCUAUAGAGGUUACGUCCUGGAUGCAGGCGGCAUCGGCUUCGCGGAGGCGGAGAAGCUCUUCCGCUUCGACGUGGAGGUGCCCAGGUCGGAGGAGGAGGAACCCCCACCAGACGGCGAGGAGGUGGAACCAACUCCUCCGAAGAUGGAACGACGGCUGAAUGAGGAGACGUGUCCAGCCUACGUGCUCCUGCCCUGGUGGCGAAAUGGUGAGACGGGCAAGGGCAAGUGGCAAAAUGCUGGCGGCGCAUCCUUGGAAGUGUUCGAGCAGUCAAUGCAGGCCUACAUCGAGAGCAAUCUGACCAGCAACAUCCACAGCCUCCAAGACUUUUUUCAGGACGUUGCCAAUAAAGGCGUCCUAAACCUGCCGAUUGCUGGAAAGGAUGAGGAGGACCUCUUCGAAAGUGCCAGGAUCUACAUCGAGAGUUCGGGGCGACCCUUCAACUACCUCCCCACGGAGGCUGAGGUGUCCCAAGAGAUCCGCCAGCGGCGUGCCGAGAAGCAGGAACUCCAGGAGGCCAUGGCAGCCUCCACGAAGGAUGCAGAUGACCAUGAAGCAAAACAGCGAAGAGAGGAGCAGCGACACGAGAUGCGACUGCAGAUGGUGGCAGAGCAUCAGGUGCAGAUGGUAAAGUGCUAUAGCUGCUAUGCGAAGUCAUGGAACCAUCAAGAUGAUGUCAUGGGAUUUAUGUCCCAGGAUCCUGAUUUCUUGUGA
Messenger RNA from Cladocopium goreaui, 5760 nucleotides. The record is from the annotation of a GenBank genome assembly. Lineage: Eukaryota; Dinophyceae; Suessiales; Symbiodiniaceae.